This is a messenger RNA of Lycium barbarum (goji berry), 1295 nucleotides long. RefSeq names its product RING-H2 finger protein ATL70-like. The transcript has a single exon. Bases 256 to 825 code for a protein of 189 amino acids. Lineage: Eukaryota; Viridiplantae; Streptophyta; Magnoliopsida; Solanales; Solanaceae. The record is from RefSeq and is a predicted model, not a curated record.
UCACAAGAAACCUAUUCAAGUACAGUUCUCUUUUUUGCUUUAUACAUCUUUCAUUCAUAUAAUUUUUAAAGUUCAUUACCUUGAAGUCCAAAUCCAUCCUCCCUUAUUUAAAACUUCUUCGAUAUCAAUCUUCCACUUUUUAUCUUAUGCAAAACCGUUGACUUUCAAAAUCUUUAGACCAUUUCCUUAUGUUCUAAACAUCAUGGCUAAUAACCAAACCAAAACCACAAACACAAUAACACCCUCAAGAUCAUCAUGAAUGCCACAGUCAAUGGUCCGGACCCGAAUUCCUUAGGCAACAACGGGUUCCACGGAUCCCAAAACAUCGGAUCAUUCGCGUAUGGCAUCGGAGUCUCUGCUGGUGUAUUGUUAUUGAUAACAACAAUCACCUUGACGUCCUACUUUUGUACAAGACAUCAAACGAUAGUCCCACCUCAGAGGAGGCGGAGGAAUAGUAAUAAUAAUAAUAAUAAUAACGAGGAUUUAGCACGAGUAGCAGACGUGGUCGUGGACGUGGAAUUGGGGCUUGAUGAGGAAACUUUAUUGAGUUUUCCAAAGUUAUUGUAUUCAGAAGCUUCUAAGAAUAUUCACAAGGAUUCAACAGCUACAGCGAGUACUUGUUGUUCAAUUUGUUUGGCUGAUUACAAGAAUAGUGACAUGUUAAGGCUAUUGCCUGAUUGUGGACAUUUGUUUCAUUUGAAAUGUGUGGAUCCAUGGCUGAGGUUACAUCCAACUUGUCCUGUUUGUAGAACUUCUCCAUUGCCAACACCACGAUCUACUCCUCUGGCUGAAGUUGUUCCUUUUGCAACUAGACCUAUUGGAUAGAGUGACAAUCAAAUUCAACUCCUUUUUUGGGAGGGUUUUUUCGUUUGGUGUCGGGGUAUUUGUUUUGGGGUCCGAUUAAUCUGGAUUUGCAAGUGAAAUAGCACUCACUGACCACUUUUCAGCCUUGUCGUUUGAAAAAUAACCACACCCUUGGUUCGAGUAGCUUUUUAUUCGGCAAGUUGCCUGAGGCCUUUGCAUUUUUGAGUUAUGGAGUUUCACCUAUGAAAUUUGAAAUUUUCACAAUGGUUGAAAAGUGGCAAUCUAUGAAUUUCAUUCGAAUUUGCUCGAGAAAGUCAUGCUUUGGGAGUAAAGCGAUCUCUGACUAAGGUGACUCCAUUCUCAGGGCUCAAACACAGAACUUUUGAUAUUUUUUGCAUCUUUUAUGUAAACUGUAAAUUAGUAUCUCCUUUCUUCUACAAAUUUAUAUGUAUAAUAUGUCAUUGAAAGAAAAAGUUUUCUUCUAUUGCCAA